UAAACAAAUACUUUUAUUGUAAUAUGCAACCCGCAAUCGCGCUGAUGUCCGGCUUCCCUCUCUAGGUCAAGCAGUGCUGACUGGAGGGCGUGUCCGGCAACGACAUCGGGCGCACGAACGUGCCCGACAUAUACGUCGCCUUCAGAUACGAAACGCUGAUCGACGAGCUCUCCAAUAUAUUCAAGCCGCACUCCAAGUUGGGCGGGAACGCACCCGCUUAAUAGGGUUUCCGGUCUUAUGACGACUAACAGCUACACCUAGAUGUAAUUAACGUUUUACAUGUAUACAUGUAGAUACUAAAUAUAUGGUAUAAAUAGAAUUGUGUGUUAAUUAAUUAAUUUUUUUUUCUCGUAUUUCAAAUGUCUUUUACCCCCUGUUGACUGACAGAUUUCAAAUAUUUGUCAUACUUGACAAUAUAUAUAUAUACUAUAUAAUACUCAAAACUUUUAAGCACUUUUAAGCCUAAACAAACACUUAUAUAUAUUACAUAUUGAUAAUAUUAAAAAACAGCAAAAGGUAUGUGGUUAAGUUGGUUAAGUGGAGCAAUUGUAACUGCAAUACUUGUAAUCGGCCGAUAUAUCAAAAAGCGUCACGCACGCAUGCGCAGACUCCCAAAAUGGAGUGUAAGAAGAGUACCCACGAUAUGGAUGACUGUACUGAUUUUUCUCAUUAUGGCACUAAUUUGGAUAUUCCGCAGAAUUAAACGUUGGUACUAUGGCGUGGGUGACGGUGAAGAAGUGGUUCAGGUGAUCUUCGAAAGCGAAACUGAAGAGGAUCCACACUCAGAUUCAGAUACGCCAGAGGAAGAUGAGCAACAGCCAGAAACAGAAGAAACUUAAUUCCACUUAUUAUAUACCUGUACCUACAUAUAUAACUACUUUAUACUUGACCAAAUACAUUCUAAUAAAUAUUUUUAUAACUAAA
Molecule: messenger RNA, 924 nt
Organism: Aethina tumida (small hive beetle)
Lineage: Eukaryota; Metazoa; Arthropoda; Insecta; Coleoptera; Nitidulidae
Exons: 3
Coding region: 519-839 (106 amino acids)
Source: RefSeq, a predicted model, not a curated record